AGGUCUUGACCAACCCCGCCAAGGUACGGGUCGGGGAGCCGGAGGACCAGGCCCGCCCGGGGGUCCUCCGCGCCGGCAGUGCGGUGCCUUCCCCGGAGGACCCAGAGGUGGAUCAGUUUCUGUCAGGGAUAUUAUGUGCAUCGUGACAUGCUUGGAGAAAAAGGAGAUUUUAUCACUUCACCGGAAAUAAGUCAGAUCUUUGGGGAGCUGCUAGGUAUAUGGUUCAUUAGCGAAUGGAUGGCCACUGGAAAAAAUGCAGCUUUCCAACUGGUGGAACUGGGCCCAGGCAAGGGUACCCUCGCGGGAGAUAUUUUGAGGGUGUUCAGCCAGCUUGGAUCUGUGCUGAAAAACUGUGACAUUUCAAUACAUAUGGUAGAGGUGAGCGAAAAAUUGAGUGAGAUUCAGGCAUUAACCCUGACUGAAGAGAAGAUCCCGCUGGAGCGAAAUGCUGGAUCCUCUGUAUAUAUGAAAGGUGUUACGAAAUCUGGGAUUCCCAUUUCAUGGUACCGAGAUCUGCAUGAUGUUCCAAAAGGGUACAGCUUUUAUCUUGCACAUGAAUUUUUUGACGUUCUUCCUGUCCAUAAGUUUCAGAAAACACCACAAGGAUGGCGAGAAGUAUUCAUUGAUAUUGAUCCACAAGUUUCUGAUAAGCUGCGGUUUGUUUUGGCGCCUUGUGUCACGCCAGCAGAAGUCUUCAUACAACGUGAUGAAAUAAGAGACCACGUGGAAGUGUGUCCUGAGGCCGGCGUUAUUAUUCAGGAGCUUUCUCAGCGCAUUGCAUUAACUGGAGGUGCUGCUCUGAUUGCCGACUAUGGUCAUGAUGGAACGAAGACCGAUACCUUCAGAGGGUUUUGUGGCCACAAGCUUCAUGAUGUCCUGACUGCCCCAGGAACAGCAGAUCUCACAGCUGAUGUGGAUUUCAGUUACCUGCGCAGAAUGGCAGAGGGACAAGUAGCUUCUCUGGGGCCAAUAAAACAACAGACGUUUUUAAAAAAUAUGGGCAUUGAUGUCCGACUGAAGGUUCUUUUAGACAAAUCAGAUGAGCCAGCCAGGCAACAGUUACUUCAGGGGUAUGAUAUGUUAAUGAAUCCUAAGAAGAUGGGAGAAAGAUUUAACUUUUUUGCCUUGCUACCCCAUCAGAGACUUCAUGGUAGAAGCCAUCCGAUGAAUACAUGUCAGUCAAAACCCUCUGUGUCACCUGUAGCUGGGUUUGGUGAACUUGCCUGGCGGUGACCUGUGUGGACAUUUUACUCCUAUGUCUGACUAAGAUAAAGGGAACACGUCUCAUAUAUUACAGGUAAAAUAAAUAUUUUAUGUCUUUAUAGCCAAUAAAAAUAACUCCUCAUACAGUACAACUAAAUAUUGAUCUUUUAAGGUUGUUUCCUGCUUCUGGCACAGUUGUGUGCUUUCAGCUUCAUGAAACAAGUUACUGUGAAACUGAGUGUCCUUUAAGUAGUAAGUCUAGUUGCUGUAUUUUUAUUUUUAAAAGUAAACAUGAACACUGAUUAGUUUAGCAAAAACUAGAACCUAACUGGCCUUUCACAGGGAAUGGAUUAAAUAGAACUAUCCAUUUAUUAUUUAAAAAAAAAAAUGAGGUAGAGCAGUAUGUUCUGAACCAACUCUAAGACUGUGAAAGUAAAAAAAGCACAGUGGAGAAUGUUUUAUAGUUAUGAUUCCAUUUUUGUUGGGGGAAAAGCUACAUUUAAAGAAAUGCUUGUAAGUAAUUUCAUAGAAAUUAAUAUAUUAGUGUAGACUGGUUGUUUUCUGUGAUAGUUACUUAUAUAUAAAAAGUAAGGAAAGGAUGCCCAUUAAUCACUACUAAAUAUCCCAAUGUGGAAGUGGGUUGGAGGAGUAGAGAUUUGUUCCUUGUGGUAAUUUUUUUACCCUCUGCUUCUGUGAAUCUUAUAAUGAAAAACAAUUAGAUUAAAAAAAUUUAGGGGUGCCUGGGUGGCUCAGUCUGAGGAGUGUCUGACUCUUGAUUUUAGCUCAGGUCACGAUUUUGGGAGUUGUGGGAUCUCCAGCUCCAUGUCAGGCUCUGUGUUUAGUGCAGCAUCUACUCCGGAUUCUCCCUCUCCCCUUGCUUAUACCUCUGUUCUUUCAAAAAUAAAAUCUUAAAAGAAUAACUAGUAAACCUAACAUGUACCUGAAAUAUGAGUUAAUGUAGACUACAUAGGAGGAAUAAUUUUUUGAUUUGAGCUAAUUCUCCGUCAUUUUCAGGUAACUGUCCAGUUUUUUGUUCUGUUCUCAUGUUCACAGAAUUUUAUAUUAAUACCAGUAUAGACUUUCUGAAGAAUUGUUAUAUUGGCAACACAAGCUUAAAAUGAAAUUAAAGGAAAAGAAUAUCAGCCAUAUGUUUUGAACUUAUAGCGUAACUCUAUUGGAAGUUUACUGGCAGAGUGGUCAACUCUUGGCUUUCUAUUGCUUGUUUGCUUUAACUCAGAACAGGACCAGCAUUCUGUAUCUCACUCUAAAGUAGGAAGAUAGAGGGCUUAUUUUUCAUAUGCUGCCUCGCCUUGGGCCAUUUAUAGUCACCCUUAUUUUUUUUCCAUGUUUUCUUUUUUCAAAGAGUUGGAGAAUUUCUGGACGGUGAAAGUCCCCAACAUUGGCACCUCUCAAUUAUUUUAAGGUUUUAUAAUUAAUGGGAGGAAUCAGGCAAUUCCUUGUGUAUCUUAAAACCUAGAAAGUUCACUUUGAAUGGCAUCUGGCUUAUGUAAGUCUUGUAGCAGGUACAAUAAUUGAAUAUUUGAUGGUAGCUCCUGAAAAAUUUGUAGUCAUAAUUAUUCCAAACUUUCAUGCCAAGAAAUAAGACCUCCAGAUAAUUAUCUCAAAUUUCAUAUAAAAUCGAAAUAAUGAAUUGUUUUUUAUUUUAGGUAGUCAAAAAAAAAGUGUUUUAAAUAUAGCAUUAAUUCAAUUUACAAACACUAUUUUCAAAAUAGUUCUUUUAUCAAGGCCUGGGAAAAUAACAAACCAAAUAAAAUUUUCUUUGGAUACCUCUACUAGAGAUAGGCUCAGGUUUUCACAUGGAAAAGUAUGGUGAUAUGGAAAUACAUUUUAUUAUCAAGCUUCUUUGAGGAUAUUUACAAAAAUUGGGAUGUAACAAAAAAAUAAAAAAUGUACUAAACAGUGUCA
Messenger RNA from Canis lupus familiaris (dog), 3129 nucleotides. RefSeq names its product NADH:ubiquinone oxidoreductase complex assembly factor 7 (gene NDUFAF7). The coding region runs from base 148 to 1233 and encodes 361 amino acids. The record is from RefSeq and is a predicted model, not a curated record. Gene Ontology annotation, cellular component: mitochondrion. Gene Ontology annotation, molecular function: protein-arginine omega-N symmetric methyltransferase activity. NCBI's taxonomy places the organism in Eukaryota, Metazoa, Chordata, Mammalia, Carnivora, Canidae. Gene Ontology annotation, biological process: mitochondrial respiratory chain complex I assembly. The transcript is spliced from 9 exons.